AUGACGCUGAUUUCCUCGAAGCUUCGGUACCUGCUGCUCUUCUACGCCGCCUUCCAAGCCAUCCAGUACGGUCUUCGCUGGAAACACUACGAUAUCUCGCCCAAGCAGUUCAAGGGAAUCGCAGCGAAGGCGGCGAGCGCUCCAACGGCUUCACAGUCAAUUUCCACAUUGACAUCUGGAAUGCGCAGCUACUAUGACCCAAUAAUGCCACGUCAUAUCGAGUGGCAUGCUAUGCAACUCGGAGGGCUCAGUUUGAGGAUCUAUCCAAUUAUCACCGCUUUCACCGAGUUCGCCGCUGCCUUCUCCACCCCAUUCCCAACAUCCGGUCGCGCUGGAUUCCACUGGGCCAACACCACGUGCACAGUACUCAAAGGAAAGGUCUCCAGAUUCAACGAUGGCACACAGGACGACACAUCGGAAGCUUUCUCCAGUGGAAUGGCCUUCAGACACGGACAGUUCGAGUCCUAUGUGUACAACUUCGAGAAGGACACUUUUGUGGCGUGUUAUGGCCGCGGCUUCCUCCCAUUCUCCUCCACCGUCCACUGCACCUCUGGAAUCUCGUUGGGCGAGCCGCUCUCAGUCGUCAAGUUCUACAUGUCUCAAGUUCAAAACUACUGGAAUAUGGCCAGUCAGACGGCUAGCCGCAUCUUCAACCACUACAAAGCCCGUGCCACAGGAGAGCUGUAA
This is a messenger RNA of Caenorhabditis briggsae, 687 nucleotides long. Lineage: Eukaryota; Metazoa; Nematoda; Chromadorea; Rhabditida; Rhabditidae. Gene Ontology annotation, cellular component: endoplasmic reticulum. The record is from RefSeq and is a predicted model, not a curated record. The coding region runs from base 1 to 687 and encodes 228 amino acids. The transcript is spliced from 2 exons.